AUGAAUGUUUUCUUCGAUGAAGAAACACUAGAAAAAGGGGAGCAACUUUCACAAGCACUUUCUCGAGCAAUUGCAGCCUCAAAUCUCUCAAUAAUUGUGUUGUCGGUAGACUAUGCUUCUUCAAAAUCAUGCCUGGCCGAACUCUCCGACAUCAUGCGCCGCAAGGACACUCAAGGACAUAUUGUUCUUCCCAUAUUUUACCAUGUUGAUCCUUCGAUGUGCGGAAUCUUGGUGACACAAACCGAGUACAUCAAGGAUAUUGUUGGAUAUGUUAUAAAGAAGUUGAUGAGUGGCAAAUUUAAAAGUGCUUCUGCAGAGUUACUUGGAAUAGAUGAUCAGAAACAGACGAUUUUGAGGCUAAUUGAGCAGGAAGAGAGUCAUCUAAUAGGACUUUGGGGACAAGGUGGUAUAGGCAAAACUACCCUCUCUGAUGUUAUAUAUAAUGAAAUCUCUCAUAACUUCGAAAAUACUUGCUUUCUUCUAAAUGUUAGAGAGAAAUUAAAAAAACAGGGGAUGGAAUCUUUGCGAAACCAACUUCUUUCCGAACUCUUAAACCAAGCAAUUCAUGUAGACACCCCCUCAAUUGGGUCAACUUUAAUCCAAGAGAGGCUAAACAAUAAAAGAGUACUUGUUGUCCUUGACGAUGUUAAUGAUUCAGACCAAAUAGAUUGUUUUGGUGUUAAACAUUUUGGUGAUGGAAGUAAAAUCAUUGUAACAUCUAGAGAUAGGCAAGUACUUAAGAAUGGAGGUGUUGACAAAAUACAUGAGGUAAAGAAGUUAAAUGACAAUGACUCCCUUCAACUAUUUUCUACAUUUGCAUUUAAACAAUUGAAUCCCGCUGCUGAUUUUCGAGAUCUAUCGAAUAAGUUUGUAGGGUAUGCCCAAGGAAGUCCGCUUGCUCUUAGAGUUUUGGGUUCUAAACUAUAUAAAAAGUCUAGAAAAGAGUGGGAAAGUGAGGUGGACAGACUAAAAGAAUAUGACCAACCAAAAAUUUCACAGAUUUUGAGGAGUAGUUUUGAUGAAUUGGAUGAAGUAGAGAAGAAUAUAUUCCUUGAUAUUGCAAUCUUCUUUAAAGGAACACCCAAAAAAGAUGUAGAAGAAAUUCUAAGUUGUUGUUAUAAGGGUGCUGUCUGUGGAAUAAGCAACUUGAUUGACAAGUGCCUACUUGAUAACACAUCUUACAAUGGAUGGAUUUGUAUGCAUGAUAUGCUUGAAGAGAUGGGCAAAGAUAUUGUUCGCAAGGAAUCUAUAGACCCUGGAAAGUGUAGUAGGUUAUGGAGUGCUAAAGAUGUAUAUCAAGUGCUCAAAUAUAAUAAAGGGAUUAAUCUAAUUCAAGGAAUAAAGUUAGACAUGUCUCAAAUUGAUAACUUACAGCUACAUCAUUCUAUUUUUGAGGGAAUGAUUAAUCUUAGAAUUAUCUUCUUUUACACUCCUGGAAUUUUUUGGGGCAAGUGUCCAGCAGUGAAGCUUCUCAAAGACCAAGUUGAUAGUGUAUCUCUUCCUGAUGAGCUAAGAUAUCUUUGUUGGGAUUAUUAUCCCUUCAAAUAUCUAUCAGGUUUUAAUCCAAAGAAUCUUGUUGUGCUGAAAUUAGCACAUGGCCAUAUAGAACGUCUUUGGAAUGAUGAUGAUCAUCAGGUAUAUUCUUUCGUACUUUCUUCAUCGAAGAGUCUUGUUAAUUUAAGGGAAAUUGACUUUGCUGGUUGCAAGAAAUUAAGGAAGAUUCCUAGUCUAUUAGGAGCAAUCAACCUUGAAAUCCUUGAGUGUAGGUGGUGUGAAAGUUUGGUUGAACUUCCUUGCAUCAAUAAUUUGGCAUCACUUAAGAAACUUGGACUUACAGGAUGUAAUAAUCUCAAGACGUUUCCCGAGGUCCCAAAACACUUUUCUAUUUUAGAAUUAGAUAGAACUAAAAUAGAAGAAGUGCCUGCUUCAAUUGAGCAUCUGGUCGGACUCAGAAAGUUGUGCUUGAAAAACUCAAACGUCAAUAUUGUAUCAAGCAAUAUUUCAAAGUUGGAAUCACUUCGUGAUAUGGAUCUUAGUCAUUGUCCAAUGGUCGAAUUCCCAGAAAUUCCCAGAAGCUUGACAGAUUUAAACUUAUCUGAAACUCAAAUUGAAGAGGUGUGCUUGUCUCUUGCCACUCCAAGUAAUCUUCAGAGCUUAAAUAUGAGUGGCUCAAGGGACAAAAUUGUAUCGAUCAAGAUGGAAUCCCUUCGUGAUCUGAAUCUUAGUCAUUGCCCAAUAGUCAAAUUUCCCGAAAUCCCAAGAAGCUUAGCAAAAUUAAACUUAUCCGGAACUCAAAUUGAAGAGGUGUACUUGUCUCUCGACUCUUUAUUUAAUCUUCAGACCUUGAAUCAAGAUUCAAUUGACAACAUUGAGGCAAAUGCCAUACUCAAAAUUGGAUACCUAGCAGAGAAACUUAGAUUGACAUGGGAAGAUGCUUUUGGUCCAAUCAUAUUAUUUUGUUGUUUCCCAGGAAACAAAAUUUCGGCAAAUAAGUUCGAGUAUCAGAGCAUGAGUUCAUUAUUUUUGAAGAUAGCCCCAAACGAGUCCAGUGGGAGCAGAUUCUUGGUCUUUUCCAUCUGCCUUGUGGUUGAUCUCAUGCGCUGCCACCACCAUGAAUCUCUUAAAUUUAUCUGUAAAUACCAAUUGACAACCGCCAGUGGUGGUGGUAAUGAAAAGUUCACAAGUGAGUGGAGUUCCGUUAUAGAGGAUGAGGCGGAGUGGAAGUACAUGGGUGAUCAUGUGCUGAUUCUGUUUAGAGAGGAUAUGGUUAAAAAAGACAAGGAUUAUGAGGAGGCUUCAUUUGAAUUCUACAUUGAAAAUCCCAAAUACAAUGUAGAAGGAGAAGAAAUUGAAGAAGAAUAUAUAAAGGUGGAGAAAUGUGGUGUACAUGUAUCUUAUAUGGAUGAAGAACCCAGCACCACCCCACAACAUAAAAGUCCUAGGCACACAUCAAUUAAUCAAGAGCCACAACAUGAGCGCAGGCUACGGAAGUGUGGGGAGCGUUGGGGAAGUCACCUUCGUAUCGACUCUUCCAGAUUCGACGAGUACCGAGAGGAUCGAUAA
Messenger RNA from Gossypium arboreum, 3063 nucleotides. RefSeq names its product disease resistance protein RUN1-like. NCBI's taxonomy places the organism in Eukaryota, Viridiplantae, Streptophyta, Magnoliopsida, Malvales, Malvaceae. Bases 1 to 3063 code for a protein of 1020 amino acids. Gene Ontology annotation, biological process: signal transduction; defense response. Gene Ontology annotation, molecular function: ADP binding. The record is from RefSeq and is a predicted model, not a curated record. The transcript is spliced from 6 exons.